ACAGCUAGCUCCAGCUCCGCGGACAAACAGGACUCUUCGCCGGGCCACGCUCUCUGUUUCGGGGUGUGUUUGAGCCUCGCAGCCGCCUCCAGAGCAGCGCCCCUCCGCCGUGUCCGAGCCCCGGGUCCGAGCAGCUCUCUCCGGUGUGCCACGGCUCUGAAGCCGCAGGGGGACCCAAGAUGUCGGCGGUGCAGAGGAUGAAGGUGGCCAACGAGCGGCACAGCAAGACCAUCACACAGCGGGGACACGUCCAGAAGACCUCGCGCCCGGUGAACGAUGAGAAGUCUCCAGUUGGACCUUGGCUUCUCGCUCUCUUCGUGUUUGUGGUUUGUGGAUCAGCCAUCUUCCAGAUCAUUCAGAGCAUCCGACAGGGCAUGUGAUCGACCAAUGAGAGCGCAGCACCGGCCCCGCUCACCUGGACUCACCUGGACAGGACAUGUGACCUGCUCUGGCCAAUGAGAGCGCACACACACACACACACACAGAAGAGCCUCGUGACGCUGGGACUCUGAGCCUUUCACUACAUGUCUUACCUCCUCGCUUCCUCCUUUCUCAUCUCCUUGUCUGUCCUCGUCUUCUCGUUUCCUCUGUCCUUGACUCCUCAUCUCCUCGUCUCCUUUGUUUAAAUGACCUCUGUUUAGGUCGUGCCCUCUGAUUGGUUGCGUUCACGUGUCGUUCUUCAGUGCUACAGUUAAAGUGCAGACGUGUGGACCUGGUUCAUUUUCUUUCUGGGUCUUUCCACAUGAAACAAAAACUGGCACAAACUCGACUCUUAGUUUUUUCUGUUACGAAUAUUCAUUUUAAAAAUGAACACGCCCACUGAGCGCUCUCCUCUGAUUGGCCCUCGCACUGUCUCCUCCUCCUCUGACCCUGUCUCCUCCUCCUCUGACCCUGUCUUCUCCUCUGACCCUCUCCCUGUCUCCUCCUCUGACCCCGUCUCCUCCUCUGACCCCGUCUCCUCCUCUGACCCUCUCCCUGUCUCCUCCUCUGACCCUGUCUCCUCCUCUGACCCGGUCUCCUCCUCUGACCCUGUCUCCUCCUCUGACCCUGUCUCCUCCUCUGACCCCGUCUCCUCCUCUGACCCUCUCCCUGUCUCCUCCUCUGACCCUCUCCCUGUCUCCUCCUCUGACCCUGUCUCCUCCUCCUCUGACCCUGUCUUCUCCUCUGACCCUCUCCCUGUCUCCUCCUCUGACCCUGUCUCCUCCUCUGACCCCGUCUCCUCCUCUGACCCUCUCCCUGUCUCCUCCUCUGACCCUGUCUCCUCCUCUGACCCUGUCUCCUCCUCUGACCCUGUCUCCUCCUCUGACCCUGUCUCCUCCUCUGACCCCGUCUCCUCCUCUGACCCCGUCUCCUCCUCUGACCCUCUCCCUGUCUCCUCCUCUGACCCUCUCCCUGUCUCCUCCUCUGACCCUCUCCCUGUCUCCUCCUCUGACCCUGUCUCCUCCUCUGACCCUGUCUCCUCCUCUGACCCUGUCUCCUCCUCUGACCCUGUCUCCUCCUCUGACCCUGUCUCCUCCUCUGACCCCGUCUCCUCCUCCUCUGACCCUGUCUCCUCCUCCUCUGACCCUGUCUCCUCCUCUGACCCUGUCUCCUCCUCUGACCCUCUCCCUGUCUCCUCCUCUGACCCCGUCUCCUCCUCUGACCCUGUCUCCUCCUCUGACCCGGUCUCCUCCUCUGACCCUCUCCCUGUCUCCUCCUCUGACCCUGUCUCCUCCUCUGACCCUCUCCCUGUCUCCUCCUCUGACCCUGUCUCCUCUUCUGACCCUGUCUCCCCUUCUGACCCUCUCCCUGUCUCCUCCUCUGACCCUCUCCCUGUCUCCUCCUCUGACCCUCUCCCUGUCUCCUCCUCUGACCCUGUCUCCUCUGACCCUGUCUCCUCCUCUGACCCUGUCUCCUCCUCUGACCCUCUCCCUGUCUCCUCCUCUGACCCUCUCCCUGUCUCCUCCUCUGACCCUCUCCCUGUCUCCUCCUCUGACCCUGUCUCCUCCUCUGACCCUGUCUCCUCCUCUGAUUGGUUGCUGAUUUUUCUUAAAGACACAGCCCAUGUUUUUAUUUUAUGUUUUGUUUGUGUGAAUCUCAGAAAAAAAAAAAUUGAAAUUUUUAACUUUUGCUGAUAAUGAGAUUAUAACUGUUUUAAUAAACCACUGAAACUCAG
Molecule: messenger RNA, 2155 nt
Organism: Periophthalmus magnuspinnatus
Lineage: Eukaryota; Metazoa; Chordata; Actinopteri; Gobiiformes; Gobiidae
Exons: 3
Coding region: 180-380 (66 amino acids)
Biological process (GO): endoplasmic reticulum unfolded protein response
Cellular component (GO): endoplasmic reticulum
Source: RefSeq, a predicted model, not a curated record